Molecule: messenger RNA, 1716 nt
Organism: Diaporthe amygdali
Lineage: Eukaryota; Fungi; Ascomycota; Sordariomycetes; Diaporthales; Diaporthaceae
Exons: 6
Coding region: 1-1716 (571 amino acids)
Molecular function (GO): catalytic activity
Source: RefSeq, a predicted model, not a curated record
AUGGAUUACUCGGUCCCCGAACAGGCAAAGCAGCUCCUCAACAAGGGCAUUUUGGAAAAUCCCUUGAUCGCCUCUGAUCUACCCACCGAUGCUGCUGAAGCUGCCAGAAAGAUAUCCUUCACUGGGAGCGACUUACCCAGCAUCCCCAUCAAUUGGCGCUUUGCCGAGAGCAUAUCUACCCUCAAGGCCUAUGAGGCUAUUCUCGUCAAUGUGCUGCUCAAGAGAAAAUACGGUCUCGAGCCCGUGCCAAUCACCAUCGACACUGACCAUGCCCAGCUGUUCAUCAUGUCGACGAUGCUCUGGACGCUUGACCCCGCAGGAGAUAACCUCUCUGCAAUGUCUAUCAUGUCAACCCCAGAGGGUCGGGCAAAGCUCUCGAGAUAUUUUCCCGACUGGGAUAACCACCACUCUAAGUCAAGCAUUUACAGAACGGCUGCUACUAACAUAUAUAAGACUUUAGACGGAAAGUUCUUUCAUCUUCACGGCUCAAUGAACCCUGAUCCUACGCUUGACAGCAUUGGCAUGCCCCAUGAGAUGGAAUUUGAGUCUUUGCCCGAGGCUUCAGCUGCCAUCGGUGAGUCGGUGGGCAAGCUGACGGCCGAUGAGUUGCAGCACCGUGCGACCGACAUAUACAAGCAGGCUGGCACUAUUUGCUAUACCCGGGAGCAAUUCCGCGAAAGCGAGCACGGGAAAGCCAACGCCCACGUGGGUCUCUUUGAAAUCCGCGAGCAUCCCAACCCUCAGCAGAAGCCAUGCUGGUGGCCCGACGUACCCCAGACAUCUGCCAAGCGGCCGCUCGCGGGGCUCAAGGUCAUUGAUCUCAGCCGCAUCAUCGCUGCACCCGCCAUCACCCGCGGCCUCGCCGAGCUUGGCGCCAGCGUUAUGCGUAUUGUCGCGCCUCACCUGCCCGAUAUGUCAGCCUUGCAUCUAGACCUGAAUCAUGGCAAAUGGAACGCGCUGCUGGACUUGCGCAAGGAAACAGACCGGGCUACCUUGCGAGAGCUCAUCCUUGACGCCGAUGUAUUCCUCCAAGGUUACCGGCCCGGUGUGCUUGACAAGUAUGGCUUUGGCGAGCAGGAUAUCAUGGAGAUAUUUCGAGACCGCAGCCGUGGCAUCAUAUACGUGCGCGAGAAUUGCUACGGCUGGAACGGUCCAUGGAAGGACAGGAGCGGCUGGCAGCAGAUCAGUGAUGCCAACUGUGGAGUCUCGUACGAGUUCGGUCGCGCAAUGGGUAAUGACGAGCCCGUUACCCCGGUGUUUCCGAACUCUGACUACUGCACAGGAGUAGCCGGUGUUGCCGGCGUCCUGACGUCUUUGAUACGUCGAGCUGAGAAAGGAGGAUCUUAUAGCGUCGAUAUUGCGCUCAACUACUACUCAACGUGGCUAGUAAACAGCGUCGGCAUGUACCCCGACGCGGUAUGGCAGGACUUGUGGAAGAGCAACGGCUCGCUUGUCUUCCGGCACGACCAACCCAUGCAAACAAUGCUGCCCGCCAUGAUACAGACCAUCAUGAAAUACAGCGCAAACAAGCUGCUCAAGCCACAUCACUUCACGACGUACAACUGCAGGUACCUUCAAAAGGACGUUAGGAUUGUCGCACCCAUCCUACAGUUCCCUCAAGGUGAGGUCAAGCCCGGAUACAGCGUCGGCACGAGGACGAACGGCGUCGACAAGCCAAGGUGGCCCACCGAUUUGACUGUUGAGGUGGUAGAAUAA